AUGGAUGUAACACAAGAAAUGCUUUUCGGGCGUAUUGGACGUGUUGUACUUCGUGCUUCUCUUGAGAAUCCCGAAGUUCAAGUUGUCGGCAUAAAUGAUCCUUUCAUGGACUUGGAUUAUGUGGUUUAUCUUUUCAAAUAUGACACCAAUUAUGGAAAAUAUAAAGGCCAUGUGGAAAUCAAAGAAGGAAAAUUUGUUGUUUAUGGUAAAGAAAUUUCGGUCUUUUCAGAAAAAGAUCCAAUUCAAAUCCCAUGGGGGUCAAUUGGAACCGAUUAUGUUGUUGAAUCAUCAGGUGUAUUUACCAGCACUGAAAAAGCUUCUGCUCAUUUGAAAGUUAAUUUGGAUACUUAUAAACCUGAAUAUAAAAUUGUUUCCAAUGCAACGUGCACAAGCAAUUGUUUGGCACCUUUGGUAAAAGUCAUUCACGACAACUUUGGUAUUGUUGAAGGCUUAAUGACAACAGUUCAUGCAACCACUGCAACUCAAAGAACUGUUGAUGGAACCUCUGGAAAAGAUCGGAGAAGAGGAAGGGUUGCGUCUCAAAAUAUCAUUCCAAGUUCAACUGGCGCCGCCAAGACAGUUGGAAAAAUCAUUCCAGCAUUAAAUGGAAAACUUACUGGAAUGGCCUUUAGAAUUCCAACAACAAUUGUUUCUGUAGUUGAUUUAACCGUCAAAUUGGCAAAAGAAACCAAUUAUGAAGAAAUUAAGCAAGUAAUUAAAAGUGCAUCUGAAAAUGAAUUUAAAGGAAUUAUCGAUUAUACUGAAGAUGAUGUUGUUUCUAGUGAUUUUAUUGGCAAUACUCAUUCUACUAUUUUUGAUGCUAAAGCUGGCAAGUAA
Messenger RNA from Entrophospora candida, 837 nucleotides. The record is from the annotation of a GenBank genome assembly. Lineage: Eukaryota; Fungi; Glomeromycota; Glomeromycetes; Entrophosporales; Entrophosporaceae.